AUGAUACAUUUAUAGCGCCAAGUUUGUCAUAGGAUAUCAAUAUCAAUCGCAAUUCGAACGAUCUAUUAUUCCAUUGACGUAGGAAUAUGCGAUGUUAAGAAUUUUAAAAUUAUUCGCACGUCACUCCGUUUCUAUUUUUAAAACUUAAUUCAUAUUCAUAGAAUCGAUGAUAUUUGAUUAGAAAUGUAUAUACUGAUGUUUGAUAGAAUAUUUGAUAUGGUUAGGAAAAUAUAAAUUGGAAAAUUUCGAUUUUUACAUCUUCCCUUACAAAAAGAAUACAAAAAACAAAAAUACAGGAAAAAUCUUUCCUUCCCUUUGGGUUUAUAACUUUUUUCAUCGGAUUUCACGAAAGUUUUAGACGAAAUAAACAUCGACUUGGUUUCUCCCGAUGAAAAAAAAAAAGAAGAAGAAGAAGAAGAACCGUUAAAAGAAAACGUGGCACGAUUUUUUUUUUCGCGUGGACAAAUUGAAAUGGAAUCGAUGAUCGCGUGACGAGAAAAAUAUUUCGCGAUUUGAGAUUGGAUACCGAAGCUCUCCUGUUCCACGAUCGAUAAUUAUCAUAGAAAUUGGAGAGAAUAUGCGAAAAAUGGUGUAUCUCGGGGAUUUGGUCGCCAUUAUGGAGGAACGUGACUUUGACAGGGACGCCAUCGACACGGACUCUCUCGAGUCCGAGGCUAUACAAUUGUCAUCGUGCCCGAAACAGUUGGAUCUGAGCAACGGGGGCCUGUCAAGGAUCCCCGACAGCGCUAUAGCAUUUCCGGCGAUAGAAGAGCUGAUAUUAAGCCAAAACCAACUAACGAACACGAACAACAACCUGACAUUGUUGCACAGGUUUCCAAAACUUCGCAUCGUUCAUUUGGAGAGCAACGAGUUGAGGAGGAUACCACGAGAGUUAUUGGAGCUCACAGGGUUGACCUACCUCAAUCUCUCGGACAAUAAAAUCGAGAAAAUUCCGGCCGACAUAAGCCAGCUUAUCAACCUCAAAGAGCUCAUAUUGGAUCGUAAUGGAAUCAAAGAGCUGCCAUAUGAAUUCGUCGAGUUGAAGAACUUGAGAAACGUUUCUUUAUCUGGAAAUUGCCUCACCAGUUUGCCAUCUUUCUUCAACAUGCGUGCCCUAGCGUUAACGGAUGUAUUAUCAAAAACAGAUUAUAACAAAGGUUGUAAAGAUGAUAAGAAUCAAAAUAAUUUGUACAAAGUGAAUCUUCGAAAUAAUCAAUUAAAAGGAAACAUCAUACUUGGAAAUUACGGUAAUUUAACGCAUCUAGACGUCAGUGAAAAUAGCAUUGAGAAAUUGGACAUCAGUGCUCUUCAAGAAUUGAGAAGUGUUCGUUGCGCGCGAAAUAUUUUAACAGAACUGACGGUCUGCGGGAAAAAUAUUGUUUCUCUUAUUGCUGGAAACAACAAAUUAAAAAAAUUAACUAUCGAGCCAGUGCCUGUGAAUCUUGAACAUCUAGAUGUUUCUUAUAACAAUUUAGAUGCACUUCCGGAAUGGAUACCAGAUCUACCUUUGUUGCGAGCACUUUUUGCGUCUCACAACGCCUUAACAGCCCUUCCAGACAGAUUACUAACACAACCGUCGAGACUGGAAGUUCUUCACUUACCCCACAAUAGACUGCAAGCUCUUCCGCCACCUAGGAAACCACUAAACAUCGUUCAUUUGACGCUGCAAGACAAUGCACUGACAGCAUUACCAACGAGUUUCUUCAUCAACACGGAAAAGAUGAAAGUGUUGAAUCUUUCCAACAAUCGAUUGUCAGAACUUCCACACUUUGGAGAAGGAAAUAAAAAUCGACAUAACAAUCACAGCUUGGAGAAAUUAUAUCUCACUGCGAAUUGUUUAACAGAUACUGCUUUGGAUGCUCUUGCAAAAUUUACAUCUUUAAGAGUUCUUCAUAUAGCUUACAAUACUUUAGAUACGCUUUCAGAAAGUUGUAUAGCUUCAUGGAGAGAUCUAGAAGAAUUAAUAUUAUCUGGAAAUCGUCUUCAAUAUCUGCCAGAUAAUGUGGCCAAUUUACGACAUUUACGUGUAUUGCGUGUCCAUUCUAAUCGACUCUUGACUUGUCCAACAUUUAAUAAAACAGCAUCGUUAAAAGUAUUGGACUUAGCUCAUAAUCAAUUAGAUAGAGUAAAUUUAGCUACUCUGGUGCCACCACAACUUCAAUUUCUCGAUAUAUCUUGCAAUUCAAGACUUCACGUAGAUCCUAGACAAUUCCAGGUAUAUAGGUCUCAACGACCAAUAUCAUUAGUUGAUGUAUCUGGACAGAAUAGACCAAGUCUGCCUUCGCACCCUCAUCAGCAAGAAAUUAUUUCCUCGGAAAAAGGUUCGGAACAACCUUGGAGAUUAGGAUUUUCAGAAACAGCAGGAUGUAGAGAAAGAUUGUACGUAUCCCAAAUUCGGAUGCCAUCAUUUUGCAACGUAGAAGGCCUAUUUGGUAUAUUCGAUGGCGGUUCGAAUCAAGAAGCACCGAGCGCACUCCAGGAAAUGAUUCCGCGCCUUUUAUUAGAGGAGAGAACCGUUCGAGAGACGUCAAAGGAAUACUUAAAAUAUACGUUACUAUCUGCCCAUAGGGAAUUGAAAGAUAAGGGUCAGAAAUACGGGAUUGAUGCAACUCUUGUGCAUAUUGUUAGAAUACAAUUGCAACAAGGAUAUCCGAAAGCGCCAACGAAAUAUUCGUUAAAGGUAGCCACUUCUGGAGACGCAAAAGCAGUUCUCUGCAGAGCAGCUGGUCCAUUAAUUUUGGCACCUAAGAAGCUAUCUAUGAAAAAUCAAUUAGGAAACGCAGCUAUGUUUCCUCUUGUUGUUCCCGACCCUAUAUUCGAAGAGGUAGAUUUAGAGGAUGACGAUGAAUUUAUUAUAAUUGGUAAUAAAAAAUUAUGGGAGGUACUGAGCAUUCAGGAAGCCGUUCGAGAAGCCAGAGCGGAAGCCAGUCCUGUUUUAGCCGCUAAAAGACUUCAAGAUCUGGCACAAGCUUAUGGAGCAGAGGAUAAUUUGAGCAUUGUAGUUGUACGACUAACGGGACCUAAUCAGGGUGAUUUAGAUCAGUUGAUGAGGGAAUUGAGACAUGCUGUUGGAAAGAAUAGAGGUCAAACUGAGACAGGAUGUCCUUGUCCUUGUUGCAUGCCUCCGGCAGCUCAUAAACCACCGGGACCUUGCUGUUGUCACGCGAACGAAGGCUAUUAUUUGAAUGGCGUGUUGAAAAGCAUAGUGAAUAGAUCAAACAAAGCUCACAAUGGGUCCGGUAGAUAUUUUAAAAAUCGUCGAUCAACGCAAGAAAAUGAAAGUCCGUCAUACAAAGAUGAUAGAAGUUCACCAAGUGGUCAAUCAGACCAAGCUAGUGAUAGUACUUUGAAGUCGAGAUAUCCUUCUGGUAGAAUUUGGUCUGGAAGUGCUGCUUCUAGAGCUACGAACAAAGCUCGUCAAAGUGUUCUUGUGAACGAAAACAGUACAAGAAAGAUAUCAACUACUUUGACGGCUCAAGAAGACACUAUAUCCGAGAGAUCUGGCGCUUUGAGCGAAGAGCAAUUUCGUUGCUGGGAAUAUAUGCUGGAGCAAAAUACUCAGCUCUUGUUCGACAAGGAAUUAGACACUUUAACGAAGACUCCACUACGACGAGGUCAAUCGAGAUCCACGCCUCAAUUAGCUGGCAAUUUGCCUUUUCUAUCGAAGAGGUUUGGAAGUGCCAGAUCCUUUAAUCCUUCUCUAUCAAGACCACCCAUUGUUCGAUUCGGUAGCGGAAGAAGAUUACUUAACGGAGGUCCAAAUGCGGCUUAUUUUGGCAGCUUACAGAGGUUGAUGCCAUAUAAUCUUGAGUAUGAUUUUGCCGUAAUUCAAGAAAGAAAUGGGUUGGACUCAUUAGAACAAGACGCAACGAGAAUGCAACAAUAUUGGGGAGUGGCUACGACUGAAUUAUAAUUCACAAGUUAUAUAAAAUUAUAAUGU
This is a messenger RNA of Apis dorsata (giant honeybee), 3940 nucleotides long. It is a transcript of the gene Phlpp, whose product is annotated as protein phosphatase PHLPP-like protein. The coding region runs from base 578 to 3913 and encodes 1111 amino acids. Lineage: Eukaryota; Metazoa; Arthropoda; Insecta; Hymenoptera; Apidae. The record is from RefSeq and is a predicted model, not a curated record. Gene Ontology annotation, molecular function: protein binding. The transcript is spliced from 14 exons.